CAAAGCACUCUACCGGAAAUCGCGUAAUUGUCAUCUCCUUUGCAUACUUGCUGCUUUCAGAGUCGCCAAAGUUGUUUGUUUUCUACUCCUGGGUAUCUCUCAUGGACAGUUAGAAGUUUCAUGGACCAGUGUCUAAAUUUGCUCUAAAUCAGUGGAAUACAGAUUUUUUUUAUUUUUUUGGUCUGAAGGCGGGUAAUAGCGAUCCCUUUGCAGACGGGCGGAGCUAAGUGGUGACAAAGCGCCAUACACAUGAGCAAAACGAGCGCCCCUCCUUCACUGCCACGGGAACAGGAGUAAAUAUCAUGUACUGAGGCCGCCAGCAAACGGCCAGGUUUAAAUAAAUGGGAGAGAAAACUCGGGGCGCGGUGUUUAGUCUUGUUUCGACCCCCUCGGACCGGCCUCUUCACCGAUGUUUGCGCGGUGGUUGCUGCCUGUGCUCUGGACUCUGUCCGCGGAGGCAGAUUUCUUCCAGUUCGACAGCAUUUCCAAUGUUUCCACUUACUAUUUUAAUUAUAUUUAUUGCAAUAUAUGGGAGGGGGACUGUCAGCCAAACCAAGAUGAUGCUACACAGCAGGUUCCUACCAGGGACCUUUGGGCAGGUUUUCCUCAGGACUACGUUAGCCUGCUGCAUCAGUGGUACUGUAGCCUGGGCCAGUGCUGUGAGUCUGGUGACUGCAGGAUAACCAACAAUAUCACAGGUCUGGCAACGGACCUUCAGACGAAGCUCCACGGGCAGCACCUGGCCCAGUCUGUGGUUCUGAAAGCCAUCCAGGGUUUUAUUAACAACCCAGAGUCCAACAAGCCACUGACACUCUCCUUCCACGGCUGGUCCGGCACCGGCAAGAACUUUGUGGCCCGGAUCAUCGCUGAUAACCUGUAUCGUGACGGGGUGAAGAGCGAGUGUGUCCGACUGUUCAUCGCCCCGUUCCACUUCCCACACGCCAGGCUGGUGGACACGUACAAGGGCCAGCUGAGAGAGGCGAUCCGGGACAUGGUGUUGCGCUGCGCACAGACUCUGUUCAUCUUUGACGAGGCUGAGAAACUUCACCCAGGUCUCAUCGAUGCCAUCAAACCCUACAUGGAUCACUAUGACAACGUAGAUGGCGUCAGCUACCGCAGAGCCCUCUUCCUCUUCCUCAGUAAUAUUGGUGGAGCAACAAUUAAUGACGUAGCGCUGGACUUCUGGCACUCUGGUCAAAAUCGAGAGGACAUCGGUAUGGAAGACCUGGAGCAUCGACUACGAGCUGAAACUAUGGAGUCUCAAGGUGGGUUUGCUCAGAGUGAGCUGAUGUCCGGCCACUUGAUCGACUUCUUUGUGCCAUUCCUGCCUCUGGAGUACCGCCAUGUCAAGCUCUGUGCACGGGACGCCUAUGCAGCACGAGGUCUGGAGACAGAUGAAGCUACGCUGGAUGAAGUGGCCAAGGCGAUGCUGUAUGUCCCCAAAGAGGAGAGACUGUUCUCAGCCCAGGGAUGCAAGUCCAUACCACAGCGGAUCAACUUCUUUCUCCCCUAGAAGGAGGGACAGACAGACAGUAGCCCUUUUUAAGCAGAGAUCCUGCAAUACUGCCGUAAAGAAGACCAUUACGCCAGCUUUGCUUUUUUACACUGAACCAAACCAACGCCAGCAUAAUGCUGCCCCACUGUGUGAUUGUUAGAUAGCAUGCUGGUUUUCCAGAAGCAAAGGCAUGACGUGCAACACAACAGCGUCUGCGUCCCGUACUGCUGGCUCCCCUGUUUUACAUAGACUCGAUUCGGCUCUUACUACCUCCGCUGCCGGCUUAACGGCUGAACAACAAUCCCCCCCAUUCCUUGUUCAUUUGUUUUAUACAGAACGGCGAGGCGGAAUAAAAGCGCAACAUUCCCACCUUGAACAGGCUGUAUAAAAGGGGCUAGGGAAACCUGGUGGAGGUGUGAGAUUGCACAGCCCAUCUGCAUACAGAGCCACAGAGGAGAUGCGUCUUCUGUGCGCCCCCCCCCUCCACAGAUACAACACGUGUCUAUCCAGGUCUCUCAGAGAAGGCCAGGCAGCAGGGCAGAUCCAGUAUUAGAGGGGAAAGCAGCGCAACCCACCCUGCAGACAUGAGCAGUGCCAGACAGUCAUCAUGUGCAGUGUGGCUGCUCUUCCUCACCUGCCUGGUUUGAAUCCUCAGUGUCAAGACUGAGAAUGAAGAAGACGUAUUAGUGGUUGUGCAGUGUAUGUCAUAAAGGAAUAAUGAUACAUUUUUUGUCACACUAUUUAUGUCUGUUGGCCAGAGUCUGAGUUUGCACUGUUUUUUAUGUUUAGAUGAGGUCAUACUUUGUGUUAGUAUUUGCAUGUCAGACAUUGUACUGAUUAUUUGACAUCAUUUGUGCCAUAUUUAAGCAUCUUACUGUACCAGAUUAUUUUUUGUGGAGUUGUUUGAAUGCACAUUUGGUGGAACUGUAAGCCAUUAGAAUAGAAUAAACCUUAUUGUCCAGCCGAGGCAGGAAAAUUGUCUUUGGUCUCACCCAGGAAAAUGUAAACACAAACAUGUUCACAAGAUAAAAACAUCACAUUAACAGAAGAGAGAUCUCAGUCAGUCAGUGCAUUUAUACCCAUGGUGUACAGCCUGCACUCUCAUUUAAGUUUACUGUUUGUUGACCACAUUAAUUGCAUUAGGGAUAAAAGAAAAUAUAGUAAAUAUUAAAUGGCACUUUGGUGUGAACAGUAUGGAGUGUGUAACAGCUAACGUACAUGGUGCUGUGAUGCAAAUGUUACUUAAAAUUGUUACUGGAAAAUGUGUCAAAAGCAAUUUAAUGUUUUGUUUUUUAAUUGUCAGUAAUUUGUUUCAUAUGAACCUGAUGCAUGUCUGGGUGUUAUCAUUAUAACAUAAUGUACUGCUGUUACUUUGAGGCAUAGCAUUUUUAUUCACUGACUUUUAUCUUUCAUUCAUGCAUUCACUUUCACGUACUCUCACACAGGUCUGAGUUGGUCUGCUUCAUUGCUUUUGUUCUCUAAACUUCAGCGUCACAUAACAAGAAGGACCUGAAAAUAAAAUGUCAGAAAUGGUUUUAAGAAAAUAAACAUCCACAGUAAACCAACAA
Messenger RNA from Siniperca chuatsi (mandarin fish), 3063 nucleotides. It is a transcript of the gene tor3a, whose product is annotated as torsin family 3, member A. Gene Ontology annotation, cellular component: nuclear envelope; endoplasmic reticulum lumen. Gene Ontology annotation, molecular function: ATP binding; ATP hydrolysis activity. NCBI's taxonomy places the organism in Eukaryota, Metazoa, Chordata, Actinopteri, Centrarchiformes, Sinipercidae. The transcript has 6 exons. Bases 410 to 1513 code for a protein of 367 amino acids. The record is from RefSeq and is a predicted model, not a curated record.